CGAAUGAGCCCCUCCCAGACUUCAUUCAGAGAAUGCACGACUAUACAGUCGCACUCACCCGUGUCAAGGAACAGCAAGAGGCUACCGCAACCGAAAGACUACGGCUAGCAGAGGAAGUUGCAACACAAACCCGGCGUCAAGCCGAGGCAGACCAGUUGGCGAUCGACCAGCUCAACGUCGACAACGCUGAACUUGUAAGUGUUAGUCAAGCACAAUGGACAUCGGUACUCAAUGGGAUACGUUAUGUCCCCGUACCUGGCAACGAGCCAACGACAGUGCAACAGGAGAGGCAAGACCUGGCAGAUAUUCUACUCAAUACAAUGCGCGCCGUCAUUUGGAACAGCACCAUGGGGGAGCUGCAUUCCCAGGCCACACGGCAGUUGCAGCACGAUCUGAGCCACAGCGUGAAGACGCUUGCAGCAGCUGUCAAGGUCGCGGACAACCAGCUGAAACAGCUGGAUGCACGCAUUGCUACCUUGGAGGCAAGGCCUCCCCAAGCAGCGCCAGACUGCACGACAGAUAUGACAGACAUGAAGAAGCAGCUCAAUGGGCGCAUCGAUCAUGUCGUCAAUCUCAUCGGCGACAUAGGUGUUUUCAAUGGGCCGGACACGAUCAGUAGCACGGUGGCCGCCAUCAAAACGGACAUCACCAAGCUGCAGACGAGACCGGAGGCCGCUACCAAGAAUUUCAAGAUGCCGCAGUUCACCAUCAGCAAGUUCGACGACUACAACAAGACCGACGCUUUGACAUGGUGGCAAGGUUUCCUCACGGAAGCAUCCUGCCGCACUGUCCCGACUGACGGCAUGUUGAAGGCGCUCUACCUACAACUAAUUGGAGGAGCGCAGGCAUGGAUGAAUCACCUGGCGGCUACCAAGCAAUGCGCUAUCGCCGAACUCCACACGCACAUUACGUGGAAGGAGUUCGAGCAACUAUGGAUCACCCGAUUCAUGGUCCGCAACGUCGUGAAGGCGGCCAUGAACGAGGUGUACACUUGCUCACAGGGAAAUAUGCCAACUCGAGACUGGAUGAUUAAGUGGCAGAAGAUAGUGACCACGCCAGGCUUCGAUUUGAGUUUUACAAACCAACGAUCCGAGUUCUUCUCGCAAUCAUGCGUAGGAUUGCGGUCGGCAUUCGGCGACGAGUACGACUAUACCUCGUUCCAGGUUAUUCUGGACCGCGCAAACUUGGUCAUCCAAACGGACGACAAGGCCGCCAACGAGAAGCAGUCCCAGUCGCACUAUGUGGCUAAGCCGGCCUAUCAACGACCAGCACAUAACAAUGUUGUGAUUUCUGAAGAAACAGUCGAUCUCCACGCUGCAGCAGCAUCCUCGAGUGAUGGAGGAAUUGUAGCAGCGCUCCCGCCGAAGCGUCCCAAGAGAGUUCGGAAGAACAAGGCGACACAAGAGACGRCAUCGACGGGAACUGGGCAGCAGCCAUGGACGACAUACAAGACAACCAAGGAAAUCUUUGACUUACGUCAACGGUACAGCGGGACCUGUAGUGCCUUGAUUGAUUGCGGAGCGUCUCGCAACUUUAUGAGCCAAGCCUUUGUGGCCCGCGCAAGCCUUGGCCCGCGCGUUCGAAGGAAGACACAACCUACGCAAGUUACACUCGCGGACGGCCGCACACAAAAGUCAAUUGACCGAUGCAUCGACGGCGUCCUGAUAUACUUUGCGCCACUUGCGUGCGAGCUGGUGUCUUUUGAUAUCCUCGACACCAAGUUCGGCAUGAUUCUAGGCAUGUCUUGGUUGCGUAGCGCCGAUCAUCCGGUGAACUUUCAUGACCGAACCGUUCACAUCCGUGAUCGGAACGGAGUGUUAGUCCCAUGUACGGUCGCGACCCCUCACACUUCGAUUGCUUGUCACGUGGUUUCCGUUGCGCGAAUUCGCGAUGCCAAAGCUCGGAAUGACGUCGAGGAGAUGGACCUUGUAUUCUUGCAUGCUCUCCCCUCGCCGGACGGACCAGCCGCGUCACCGCCGGACCCACGCAUUUCUCACCUCUUGGACGAGUAUAGAGACAUCUUCGAGGCUCCCACCGGAACGGUUCCGGAUCGGCCCAUACGUCACGGGAUCACUCUCGAGGCUGGCGCCGUCCCUCCGCGUGGAUGUAUCUACCGCAUGAGCGAAGAGGAACUCGAGGUGCUUCGCGCACAACUUGAUGAACUUCUCGACAAGGGCUGGAUUCGCCCUAGUUGUUCGCCCUACGGUGCCCCUGUUCUCCUCGCCCGGAAGAAGUACAAAGAUCUACGGUUAUGCAUCGAUUAUUGUAAACUUAACGCACAAACCGUAAAGAACGCCGGUCCUCUCCCUCGGAUUGAUGAUCUUCUUGAGCGGUUACGCGGCGCGACGUACUUCUCGAAGUUGGACUUGAAGUCAGGUUACCACCAGAUUGAAAUCCAUCCUCAAGAUCGGUACAAGACCGCGUUCAAAGUGCAGUACGGGCAUUUUGAGUGGGUUGUCAUGCCCUUUGGCCUCACCAAUGCCCCCGCGACUUUCCAAGCAGCGAUGACGACUGAGUUUAGCGACUUGCUCGAUCGCAGCGUCCUCAUCUACCUUGAUGACAUCUUGGUUUACAGUAGGACGUUGGAUGAGCACAUCGUACACCUUCGCGUUGUUCUGGAUCGUUUGCGACUAGCCAAGUACAAAGCGAAUCUCGACAAGUGCGAGUUCGCCAAGCAGGAGCUCGAGUACUUGGGUCAUUUUGUCACGCUGAAAGGCAUUCCUCCCUUAGCGGACAAGAUCCAAGCCAUCGUGGAUUGGUCGGAACCCCGUUGCACAACGGAUGUACGCUCUUUCAUGGGUUUGGUUGAAUAUUAUCCGCGAUUCGUCGAGUCAUACUCGAAAGUGGCCGCUCCUUUGUCGAGACUUCAGUCCCCGAAGGCUGCCGACCUAGACGUCCCUUGCUCUCCCGCUUCCGUUCGGAAGUACCGGGACUUGCUGAUCAAAGCCCGCGCGAAUAUGCACAAGGCUAAGAUGCGCAUGCAGCAGCAGGCUAACCGACGUCGACUUCCAUGUCCUUUCCGCGAGGGAGACCUUGUUGGGGUCCUCUCCGAGGAAUUUGCGCUCGAGCAGGACGUUUCACGCAAACUACUUCCGAAAUGGUUCGGACCAUGGGAAGUCACUUCUGCCGUUGGAGACGACCCCGCAGGUCCUUCCUUUGUGGUCAACAUUCCUCCGCACCUUCUAGUGCACCGGGUCUUCCGCGCGUCGAAGCUGGCCAUCUACACGCCACCUUCCGCCGACGAGUUUCCCGGCCGUCGAUCACAGGAUCCGCCUUCUAUGGACGGACAUCAGGAAGUCGACCGAGUCAUCACGCAUCGCAAGUAUGACUACAAGCCAAUGCAGUUCAAAGUCACAUUCAAGCAAUGUGCGCCUGAUGACACUCGGUGGAUCUCCAGUACAGAUUUGCAGACUUUUGCACCCCUUAUCUUCGCCGACUAUGAGAAGCGACACCUUGCUAAGGAAGCAGCUCGUCCCGCCCGACCCACCUCGGUAUCGGACAGACAACUUUGCCCUCGCAGGUAGCUCGGUCUUUUAAGAGGGGGAGUGUGUUACAUCUUCGAUGCCACACAGGUCCUACCGGACCCGACUUAGGGUUAGAG
Chara braunii is the source of this 3601-nucleotide messenger RNA. Lineage: Eukaryota; Viridiplantae; Streptophyta; Charophyceae; Charales; Characeae. The record is from the annotation of a GenBank genome assembly.